AGUUCGGACCCAGCUGUUCCCCAGCAGCCGGAGCAGGGCCAGCCCUGGCCAGCGAGUGGCUCACCUCGGCCGAUGCACUCACACUGCAGACACCUCCAGCCGUAAGCAACUGCCAGCACCCUCCUUGCUCACGGGCCAUCGCUGUGCCACUGGGAGAGGCCACAACGGGAUAUGAAGAGACCCACGUAGCAGUGAGCAGGAGUGGGGACUCGUACCUGCCGACGGGGGAUGCUGGAUCUCACACCUCAGGGUGCAAACGGACCAAGAUCCAUCUCUGCUGCAUCCUCCAGCAACCCGCCUGCGAUUUCCUACGCACUUCCUUCAGUGUCCGGAUACUGGAGCAAAAGAUGGAUCUGUCUCACCGGUUUUCCAAGCAAGAGCUGGCCCUGCUCUAUGAGGAGGUCCUCUACACCAUCUGGCACCGCCUGGGCAAGCCUGAGCACCACCAUGUCGCGGACUCCCAGGAACUCUAUGCCUAUGUGCAAAAGGCGUUCGGCAUGGAUGCAGAGGAGCACAGCAUCAUCAUGCAGCAGGUCAAGGAACUGGAGAGCCCAAUAUUUUGCCUGAAAGCAACCGUGAAGGAAGCCAAGGGGAUUUUGGGUAAAGACGUCAGUGGGUUCAGUGACCCGUACUGCCUGCUGGGCAUCGAGACCAAGAGCCAGGACCCGGUCCACACCGACCACAAGAAGCGGAUGAAGGCUGUAGUCAAAGACCUCAUCCCCGAAGACCAGAUCCAUCGCACACAAGUCAUAAGCCAGACCCUCAGCCCAGUGUGGGACGAGACAUUUAUCCUGGAGUUUGAAGAUGUGGAGACGGCCAGCUUCCACCUGGACAUGUGGGACUCGGACAUGGUGGAGUCAGUGCGGCACAAGCUGGGGGAGCUGACGGACCUCCAUGGCCUCAAACGGAUCUUUAAAGAUGCUCGCAAAGACAAAGGGCAGGAUGAUUUCCUGGGGAACGUGGUCCUUCGCCUGAAGGAUCUGCACUGCUGGGAUGACCGGUGGUACCAGCUGGAGCCACGGACGGAGACGUACCCCAACCGGGGACAGUGUCACCUGCAGUUUCUGCUGACUCACAAGAAGAGGGCCACCACGAGCAGCCGGACACAGCCGAGCUACACUGUCCAUCGCCACCUCCUGCAGCAGCUGGUGUCCUAUGAGAUCCUUCAGCACCAGGCUGGCAGCAUUUCCUGGGAUGGGGAGCUGAGCCGACACGCCAGCACCGUGCUGUACCUGCACGCCACGCAGAAGGAUCUCUCUGACUUCCACCAGGUCAUGGCGCAGUGGCUGGCGUACAGCAAGCUCUACCAGAGCCUUGAGUUCAACAGCAACUGCCUGCUCCACCAGAUCACCAGUAUCGAGUACCAGUGGGUGCAGGAGCGCCUGAGGCCAGAGCAGAAAGCAGAGCUGGCUGAGUCCUUCCAGUCCUUGCUGACUUAUGGGAUCUCCCUCGUCCGGAGGUACCGCAUCAUUUUCCCCCUCUCUGUCCCAAGGUCCACGGAGAGGCUCCAGUCCCUGCUCCGGGUUCUGGUCCAGAUGUGCAAAAUGAAAGCUUUCCAUGAGCUGUGCGUGCUCAGCCCUGACCUCCCCCAGAUGGUCUCCACAGCGCUGAAGUCAGGCACGACGGAGUGGUUUCACAUGGAGAAGCAGCACCUCAAGCCCAUGGUGAAGAGCAUGGAGGAGAAUGGCAAAGCCUUGUCCAGACUCCUCCUAGAGGUGAUAGGAGAUCUCCAGCAGUGCCAGAAAAUCUGGAAUAAAUUCUUCAUCAGCACCUUGAAGUUGAAUCUCUUCUCCAUCGCCUACCUGGAGCUGGAGAGCCUGGUUGCAGAGCAUGUCCAGGAGCAGCUGCGUGAGGUCGACAGCAGCAUGUCCAAGCCCACAGCUGAGAGCCUUUUCCAGCUCUACAUGAACCUACAGGAGCUCUAUCGGAUGAAGAACUUCCUCCCAAAGAGGGAUGGACCUCUGGCUCUGAGCAAUUUCCACCAGUGGUUCAAGGAAGCUGUGCCCCAGUGGCUGCAGAAGGCCUACACCAUUGCGCUGGAGAGGGCACAGAGAGCCAUCCAGAUGGACCAGCUGACGCCCUUUGGAGAGCACAACAAGCACAGCACGUCCACUGUUGACCUGUCCACCUGCUACGCCCAAAUCGUGAAGACCUGGCAGCAGCUCAACUGGCCAGACCCCGAGGAAGCCUUCAUGAUCAUGGUGAAGCUCGUGGAGGACAUGUGCAAAAUAGCCCUGAUGUACUGCCGGCUCAUCAAGGAGAGGGCUGAGGCUCUGUCGCUGAGCGAGCAGAACGAGGGUGAAGCAGCCAACAGGCUCUGCAUCGUGGUGAACAACAUCAAGCAGCUGCGGCUGUUGAUCCUGAAGCUGCCAUCACAGCUGGACUGGGUGCAGCUGGUGGAGCGCACAGAGGCCGUCAUCGACCAGCAGCAGAUCCAGCACACGCUGCAUAACCAGCUCGACAGCGCUGUCUCCUGCCUAGACCAUGAGGUCCGGGACGUGGUGCAAGCCCUGGCCACCAAGCUGGAAAAAGGCAUUGCCAGACACAUCCAGGAGCUCUCAUCUUCCAAUGAUACCCGGGAGCCUGAGGACUCCAUCAUCCCACUCAUGAAGUUCCUGGAGUCGGAGCUGCAGUAUCUCAAUGAGCAUCUGGUCCAGGAAAACUUCAAAAGCCUCCUCACUCUCCUCUGGCAUCACACCUUGUCUGUGCUGUCGGCGGCCGCGGGGCAGCAGGUCCCCUCAACCCAGUGCUACAAGAAGCUGCACUGUGCCCUGAAGAGCCUGGAGCUGUGCUUCUACGCUGAGGGCUGCGGGCUGCCACUGGAGACCCUCCACGCUGCAGCCUUCCUGUCACUGGAGAGCCACCUAGCCCUCUGCUCCUCCACCAGCCGCAAACUCAUCCAGAAAUACUUCAGCAACAGGAUCCAGCAGCAGCUGGACACCAGCUCAGAGAAGUACGGGGCCGUGACAAUCAAAGCGCUGUAUCGCCCUUCGGAGCAGAAACUCCGAGUGGAAGUGCUCAACGCUGUCAACCUCAUCCCGCUGGACUCCAACGCUGUGCUGGGGCGGAGGGGGCGGCGGGAGGGGGCUGACAUCUGCACCCCGCCAGGCUCGAGCGACCCCUUUGUCCAGCUCACCCUGGAGCCCCGGCACCAGUUCCCCGAGGUGGUGGCCCGGACUACUCAGUGCAAGAGGAACGAGCUGCACCCCCUCUUCGACGAAGCCUUUGACUUUUUGAUCCCCCCCGAGAAGUGCCGGCAGGAGGGGGCCUGCCUGCUGCUGACCGUGUUUGACUACGACACGCUGGGGGCCAACGACCUGGAGGGCGAAGCCUUCUUCCCCCUCUGCCACCUGCCCGGCCUUGAUGCCGAUGAGGACCAGGCUGACACAGGACGGGUGCCCCAGACCCGCCUGCCCCUCACCCACCCCAAACCCAGUGGAGACGAGAUCCUCCGGCUGCUGGAGUCCAGGAAAGGGGACAAAGAGGCUCAGGCCUUUGUUAAGCUCCGCAAGCAACGAGCCAAGCAAUCCAAGGAGAGAGAGUGAGGGAGGUGGAGGAAGAGGGUCCCAAAAUGAGGGUGUUCAGCCAGUGGGACCCCAGCAGUUUUGCCAGUGCUGGAGCCAUCGCCAUCCACAAGGGCCAGGAGGACAGAGGGGGGGGUCCCUGUGUCCCCCCCCCCCUCCCAGCACCCAUCUCA
Molecule: messenger RNA, 3697 nt
Organism: Athene cunicularia (burrowing owl)
Lineage: Eukaryota; Metazoa; Chordata; Aves; Strigiformes; Strigidae
Gene: UNC13D
Product: unc-13 homolog D
Exons: 33
Coding region: 348-3545 (1065 amino acids)
Source: RefSeq, a predicted model, not a curated record